AUGAUCAGAGCUACCUCAACAAGAGUUUGGAGUAUAAUAGCACUUCUAUGGUCCGAAAAAAAUGAGGCAUAGCCAAUUAAACUGAAAUACUUUAAAAUCGUGAAAGCCUUUUUGAUUGUAAUCAACCUAAAGUAGACACUGCUACAGCCCAAGGAUUUAGGUGCCUAUAAUUAUCUGACUUCUCAUAGCAAUCUCAAAAAGUUACAAAGGUAUCAGAAUCUUAUGAGUAUCAUUGGGGAUGGCAAUACUAAACUUGCAAGUUAAUUAGCAAAAACUGAACAGCAUGAAGUAGCAAAAAGUCUGGCGUAUGAGAUAAAAAAAGAGUAACAAAAGCAUAGACACAUGCCUCUUCUUCAUCUAGAUGAGGAUCUGCCUAAAAAUAGAACCAUUUCAGAAAAAGUUAAUAGAGAGACAGGAUAUGGAAGGCCUGAGCCAAAAAUAAUGAUCCCUUAAACUUUAAUCAGAUUUGAAUCCUCUCCUUAAAAUUAGCAGCAGCUCUCAUCUAGAUUCGAUAAUUCUGAUGUCAAUUAUGGAAAUACUCUAAACACUACUCUUUACAAUAAUGGCCUGAAAUAUAAACCACUGAGAAAUACUCUUUUGCAAUAAUUCCAAAGGGAACGCUAAAAUAUGCAAGAGGUAGUAGAUAAGAAGAGUAACUUUGAUAGUAAGUAUCACCAGAAUCAACAGAACAAUCACCAAGUUUUAAUGCACAGCUAACUUACAUCCUCUAACUCAACUAUUUCUCAAAGACCAAAUAAUAUGUUCGAUGUUAACAUGAGUGGUGCCUUUAGUACUAAUAACUCAGUGAGUAAAAUUAAUAGUAACAGUAAUAACAAUGAACAAAAUGUGGUGAGCAAAAGAAGCUUGAUCCUCGUUAAAGCGAAUCACGAGCCUCCUUAAUAAAUUGUUGAAAAGCCAAGUGUUGAGAAAGAAGUAAUCGAACUGUCUAUUAAUAAAUCUGAUGCCAAAAAUGAUUCAUAGCAGAUUCAAGAUGAAAUUAACAACUAAUUCAAUGAUUUCGAAAGCUAUCAUAAUGAAACGCUGAAGGAGACUAUCGAAAAUAUGAAUCCAAUUAUUUCUUAGGAGUACACACCAGUAGUGGUUAAUCUAGAGCAUCUUAACGUGGAAUAUAAACAAAUGCCUCUUACUAAUUAUGAGAUACCUUUAAAACCUUACAUAAGAGGGAGCCUACCAAAAAGGUCUUUGCAGACCUCAGGAAAUGUGAGAAAAUUUCAAUUUUUUAAGGGAAGAAAAGGAUUUCAAUAGACUAAUAAUGAAGGUAGUUAUGUGAGUGGUGUAUAGAUCUCAAACUUGAAUCUCCUCAGGUCAACCGAUUAUAAUGCAGAAAGAGCGUAUCAGCAGCAAUCACUAUCCCCGUAUAGAUCCAAUCCUAAUUCAAUUGAAAGUUAUAGAGUGUAGCUGAGUUAAAACUACUUACCAAAAGAUCAUAGCCAUAGACCUCAUUAAUCAAUGUCUCCUAAGAAAUAAAUUAAAGAUAAAAAGCUUUUAUCACUCAGGAUAAAUGCUCAUACAGUAACUCUUAACGAUUUUACUCUAAGAGAUGAUACAAUUGAAUCGUAUGAUUAAAGAAAUCCAAAUAAUAAAUCAAAUAAUAAAGUUGCAUCUAAUGCUAAGCAAUAGAUAAACAAUAAUAAUUCAGAUGAAUCUAGUUCAAGACCUAAAGUAACAAAGCAGAAAAUAAGUUUGAAUAAAGUAUUAAAUCAUAUUAUAGGCUCAACUACCAACAAUACUCCAAAUCAAAACAUCAGUGGCGCUGGGAUCGGCAACAAUUAUAACAACUCUAACUUUGAAGACAUGAUCUUAAUUGAUGAUGACACUUCAAGCAAGGCUUUGAACACCUCUACUUUCUUAAAGCAGUUGGACAAUCGAUACAAUAAUGCCCAGAAUAUUUUAAGUUCGCAAGACAUGACCUAGAAAGACAGUAUUCUCAAUAAAAGUCUUUAAAGUUUCAAGAAAAGAUAAGUAGAUAAAUUAAAGGACCAAGCUAUUUAUGAAUUGGAUUUUGUUAAACCUGUUCCCGUAAAAGGGCAAUUAUUUUCAAUGCCAGUUUCUCCAUCUUUUUACUCCAAUAAAUCGAAGGAAAAUCUCACAAGGUAGAAGAGUAUUCCAAAAUCAAGCACUUAUACUAAAGCUGUGAAAGGUGAAAAUUCUCAGCUAAGCAUAAUUUCAUCUAAACAUGUACACAAACAAUUCUAACUGCAUAACAAGAAAUCCCCACCUAAUCAAUCAAGCCCAAGUUAUAGCAAUAUCAUAGAUAAUAAGUAAUACUAAGAAUUCAAGUUUUGA
This is a messenger RNA of Stylonychia lemnae, 2307 nucleotides long. NCBI's taxonomy places the organism in Eukaryota, Ciliophora, Spirotrichea, Sporadotrichida, Oxytrichidae. The record is from the annotation of a GenBank genome assembly.